CACUUGCAUCUUCCCAUUCUUCUUUUUCUCAGAGAAUGUUGUUGCUUUCCUACUAACACACCCUCCAACCGCUGUCGUCUGAACACUGCAAUCGCAUAUCCAUCGCCGUUGAUGGGUAAAUCCACCGGAGCCGGUCCGCUCCGUCGAGUCACCGAAAAUUCUCCGAAUCCGCCGCCACGCUCACGCACUCCUAAAGACGAUACAGAUGCAUCUCCGUCAACGCCCAAAAAGAAUCAACGGACGAGGAAGCACAAGAAACGCACCCCAUCUCUCAUCGCCUCCCCAUCAGACAAGGUGACAGCUCGUCCGUCCAAGCGGAAGAGAAUCCCCGAAUUGCGUAGGCAGUCAGACCGACCUCGCGACACACCAAACCGUCGAGCAGAUUCGCAGUCGGACGACGAUGCUUCCAACGACGAGUCAAGCACGAGGACAGCACCGCCGAGGGCCUUUAAAUGUGCCGACGACCAAGAUGCUGCUUCCGCAGAGCCCUCAGAGACAAAACGUGAGCAUCCCACCCCGCCGGUCACACCCAGAAAAGCCAUACGAACCUAUCCACCACCGACACCGUCAACGCCGAGAAAAGGAAAGCAAGGUCGAGCGGUUGGUAGCCGAGGCCGAUUCAGUGAGUACGAGCGUGAGCUACUGGAAGAUUUCAAGAUCAACUUUUGCAAUACUCACGGCAUCAAUGGAUUCGACUUCAACCUCAUGAUCCAACACUCAGAUCGGGAUCCUGGUGAUGGCGUGUUUCCCAAACACAUCAUCAGGAAACACGAUUUCUGGGAUCGUAUAUACGAGGUUCUUCCCACGCGGAAUGCCGAGUCAGUUUGUCGCUUCAUGAGAAGGCACUUUCUCCCGUAUAAGCAGGCUUCACAUACGUGGACCUCUGCGCAGGAUGAAGAGCUCAUUUCUCACCAUUUGGUGUAUGGCGCUCAGUGGGCUUUUAUAGCCAAGCAGCUAGAUAGAAGCUCCGAUGAUGUCGCCCAACGGUGGCGGAAUCAAUUGCAACACCGGACCACGAUGAACCAAGGGGUUUGGUCCCAGGCCGAAAUCCAAGGCCUGUUGGACACCUUGCAGGCGAUGUGGGACCGGAUGAAGCAGGUUGGUGAAGAUGCCUUGUUAGGCCGGGACAUCUACGAGAUGGACCCCUCAAUUGACAUUUCAUGGUACCAAGUGAGCCAUGGCCUAAGCCAUUCCCGCUCGGAACAGCAGUGUGGAGACAAAUGGCGGAAGAUCAGGCGCAAGGUCUUGCUUCGGCGUUUCAAUGGGGAACCAGAUGCUGUUUUCGAUGCCUGGAAAGAAGCCUGGUAUCCUACACCCGUUAAACGGAAGGACUCGUCCCCUGGUGAUACGUCCAAGCAGUAUGAACGCUGGGCGUUUGUGCCGUCCGAUGACGAGUUUGAGGGUGCAACCCCCUCGUCAACGCGGAAGUCCAUGUCUAGGUCUCUUACACCAAAGCAUUGGAUGGUGGCCAACCCAGGACGAUUAUCCCCUUGGGAAACUCCUAGUAGAAAGCCUUCUGCACGUCGUGCCGGAUCGACGCGAGAGCCUAUCCAAGAGUCUGAGUUUAGUCCCAGCUCUAGGUCGAGUUCAAUAUCAAGUUCCUCAGGGAGCGAGAGUAGCGCCGAGUCUGAGAAAAUGAAGCAACCCGCCAAGCAGCGCCCACACAAGGCGUCUGUGAAAGGUGACCAACCACUCCGCAAGGAGCGAUAUAUAGAUGGGCCGUCAAAGGCGUUGAAUGAAAAUACUUUCAAGAAUACCAAACCCAAAUUGAAAGAUCCGUUCAAGCCGACGUCCAUGACCAAGGCAAUGAACACUAGCCGAUGUGAAUCUGCCCAAGAUUUCAAGGCUAUUGCAGCUGAGCCGCAGCGAAAGCAAGUAUUUCCAAAGCAGAAAAUGCAAUCAAGGCCACCUGUAAGACCAAGUGUAUUUGAGUCCACGCCUGAAUCUUCGGAUGAGAGUGAUCUUGAUUCAAGACAGAGCGGCCCAUCAGUAGUCUAUCUCGAUUCUGAGUCCGAGUCUCAGUCUUCUGACGGGAGUGACUUUGGCUCUGAUGGCAGCGAAAUUGCGGAGGGGGUCAUAUCUCGGAGUGUAAAAACCGGUACCCCAGUUAGAACAUCGCGAUCCCGUGCGAGGCCUUCGUUCUUCAAAUCUCUGGGCGUUACCGGCGGUCAAGAACCAAGCUCAUCGGAAGAUGAAGCAGUCGGAUCAUCUUCCAGAGCAGACAGUCUGUAUGAUGAAAGCGAACCAAAGGAGAAGCCAAGAUACCGCAAUGCGAGUCGACAGUCAACUCAGAAGGCGCCCACGCGCGGAGCCUCAUCUGAAAACCCAUUACCAUCGAGCGACACCGAAACUACAACGAAUUCGGAAUCUGAAAGCGAGCCGGAAAUCCAAGUUAGGAUUAACAACGGCCCCUCACGCCGCAGGUCAGCUUCCUAUCAACCGACGACCAGGAAUACCCGGCGAAGAAUGCAAGCAAAACAGCGACUGGUGACCCCUACACCUAUUCGGCACGAGACCGACGACACGGAUACCGAGCGUGAUGGCAGUGACGAGGAUGGAAGAGGAGACUAGCGGCAUCGAUGGGUUGCAAGCGGAAGAGUGCGCUGAAAUGGUAGUUUUCUAGUAUAUUCCCAACCCUGUAUAUUUGUUGUAUUUGUUUGAUUUAUUUUGGGAAAGAUAUCCACGCGAGAUUUGUUAGGGAUGGUUGGUGAUUGAAUGUCUUAGGGGGGGUUACAGGGUUACAUUGACAGACCCAUGGAGACCCAUUUAGGGUUUGCUACUUGUAUGAACUCCAGAUGACACGGUCUGACUGUGUAGGGAUGUGUGAUAAAGAUAUAGAUGAGACGGUGGGGUGGAGGAAGAGAGAAGAAGGGAAGAGGAGGUUGAUAUAGAUGAGCACGGGACCUGACAGUGUGCAUGAUUAGUGCACGCUUAUCCUUUUGAUGUAUCACUUGACCAGCUGUCUUAUUAUAUAC
This is a messenger RNA of Aspergillus candidus, 2975 nucleotides long. RefSeq lists its product as uncharacterized. Lineage: Eukaryota; Fungi; Ascomycota; Eurotiomycetes; Eurotiales; Aspergillaceae. The record is from RefSeq and is a predicted model, not a curated record. Gene Ontology annotation, cellular component: nucleus. Gene Ontology annotation, molecular function: DNA-binding transcription factor activity; transcription cis-regulatory region binding. Bases 112 to 2571 code for a protein of 819 amino acids. The transcript is spliced from 4 exons. Gene Ontology annotation, biological process: regulation of DNA-templated transcription.